AUGUCUGAAUAUUUAUGGGUUUUGAAUCCUCAAGGUAAUAAUGGUAAGCUGCCAAAGCUGUCACCUGAUCAAUUCCUCAAGCUCAAGCAACUCACUGUGCUUACUCUUUCUGCGACCAAUAAGUUGCAAUUUGCAGCAGGGAGGGAUCUCAUGCAUGGCCAGCUUGGGAGUAUGAUAGAUACAUUGGGAAUUUGGUUUGUCAUGGGUGAGUAUGGACAAAGUCAGUCUGGUGAUAUUGCCACAUUUUGGUCAGCCACUUCAGACAGUGUAUUUCCCCUGAUUGAAGAAAAGAUUGACUGGGCUAGUAAAAUAUGCCAGUUUGACAUGGAUCACCAGCAGGAACUUCAAGGUAGAAUUGAUGAAUCCAAGCAGGGCCUUUGUUUCUGGGAAAAUGUUGAUGGUUUUGGCUAUCUUGGUGGACUAAUGGAACAGGAAGAGGAUCUCAUCCGAUCCAAGAGUUAUGCGCCUGCUUUAGUUGCAAGACAGUUUGGGGGCAUACAAAGCAUCCCAAGAACGGUUGAUUUAGCUCAAUUUAUUGGAGUAUACAAAGGAGCUACCAUGGAGAUGUUGGAGAGCAUUAGGCAGGAUUGGAAAUCUUUGGUACUGGUGAAAAAGGAGACCGGAUUAAGGAAUCCUACAGUUAGUGAAAAGUAUCCUGAAUGGCGUAAUGGAGGAGUCUUUUAUAUGGUAGAAGUUUCUGAAUCUGUGGGCAUUCGAAGGAAAAGAGUGAACUGUGAAGAAGAAUUAAGAAAACAAGUAAAAUCGUUACAAGUUGAGCUUAAAGCAAAGGAAGAACAGAGAGUGUCUUUAGAGCAGCAGCUAGCCAAAGAAAAGGGUGUAAGGAAAAUAGCUGAAGAAGAAAGGGACUCUGUGGGUCAAGACUUGAUAAAGGCAAAGGCUGACUUGGAAACACAAAAAAUAAUUAAUCAGGACAUGACGUAUUAUAUGGCAAAAGCUAAGCAUUGGGAAGAGUUAGCCAUCAAGACACAAGCUAUAUUGAAAAUGCGUCGGGCGGACAUUGUUAAGUUUAAAGACCAAUUGGGAAAAGCUGAGGCUUUAACUAAAAUUCAUGAAGAGCGAAAAGCAGAGUUGAACAGUCAUAAGGCUGAAGCAGAAGCAUUGAGAUCUAAGCUGGACAAAGAAAAAUUGAAGACCGUACAACUUAUAGGAAACCAAAAAAUGUUAAAGCAACAUAAUCAAACAUUGGAUGAUGCCAAUAACUUUUUGUCUAGAAACAACUUGAUUCAUACUGAGAGGAUAAGGGAACUACAAGAUCAGAUUGAUCGAGCAGCUGUAGAAGCCCAUUUAUUACGAGUGGAAGCUCGUCAAGUGGGAGGAGAUAUAAUGAAAUAUCGAAGAAGUCCCCAACCGAAACGUAUCCAUAACACUCGUUCACGGAAGAAAAUGGAAAAUGAAGAGAGAAAUCAGUUAGAAAUUCAACACCAAAGAGAGUUGGAAAGCCUGAAAGAGGAUGUAGCAAGGCUUACCAGCCUGCUUGAACAGGCUUUGAGGCCUAGAGCUGGAGAAGGGACAUCUUCUCAACAAACAUUUACACCUCAGCCUCCGCCUCCAUUUAUUCCGCCAUCUGAACCUCAGCAUGCUGCUCAUUUCGUACCUACUCAAUCAGCACAUCCAAUGAGGGUCCCCCAUUCUGUGUUGAUAGAGGAAGAACCUCAAAGGAACAAGAUAAUAGAGGAAAAUGGUCAUGAAAAACUAGCUGCUUUAGAAGAAAGAAUGAAGGCAAUAGAAGGGAAUAGUUUGUAUGAUCCGGUGAAGGCCGCUGAAAUGUGUUUAGUGCCUAAUGUGGUUAUUCCCAGAAAAUUCAGAGUUCCAGAAUUUGUUAAAUAUACUGGAACUCAAUGCCCAAUCACCCAUCUUAAAGCAUAUUGUAAUAAGAUGGCUGAAGUAGUCUAUGAUGAGAAGUUAUUGAUCCAUUUCUUUCAAGACAGUUUAAGUGAUGCGGCUCUUGCUUGGUAUAUGCGUUUGGAUAAUACCAAGAUUAAAGGAUGGAAGGAUUUGGUUGAAGCUUUUAUUAGACAGUAUAAGUUCAACAUGGAUAUUGCCCCAGAUAGAUCAAGUCUGCAAGCCAUGGAAAAAGGCAAUAAGGAGUCUGUAAGAGAAUAUGCCCAAAGGUGGCGCGAAUCAGCCGCGCAAGUAAAUCCUCCAUUGUCGGAAAGGGAGAUGACUGGUUUAUUUUCCAACACUUUCAAAGCCCCGUGCUUUGAAUACUUGGUAGGUAGUGCUGCACAAAAUUUCUCUGAUUUGGUUGUCAUAGCUGAAAGGAUCGAACAAGCUGUUCGGACGGGUAGGAUCGUGGAUCCUACUGAAAAAAGAGGUUUUAUUGGAAAAAGGAAAGAAACGGAAGUUCACAAUGUUGAAAGGGAAAGUAGAGGGAAGAACACCUACCAAGACAUUUACAGCUUCAAAAGUAUUACACCUACCCCCUCUAUAUCCAAUAUAAAAUUCUCUUCACCUACAAACACCCAAAAUAACCCAAUAAACAACCAAACCAAUAAUGCCUACCGCCCAAGAAGAAAUUUUCCAAUAGAUCAAGUGCAACUUCCACCAUUACCCAUGUCUCUUACUGAAAUGCACCAAAGAUUGCUUAGUAUUGGCCAGGUAGCACCUGUUCCCUUAGAACCUUUACAACCACCAUUUCCUUUUUGGUAUAAACCCGAUCAAAAAUGUGAAUACCAUGCUGGUGCUGUUGGUCAUCAUAUUGAUGGAUGUGUUGCAUUCAAAAGAAAAAUCCUUCAGCUCAUCAAAGCUGGGUGGAUUUCUUUUGAUGAAUCUCCAAAUAUGAAUUCUAACCCUCUACCAAAUCAUGCUUCUGGAGGUGGGGGAGUUAAUAGCUUGGAGAUAGGAAGGGGAAGUACAGCAACUUUAAGGGUGACUAUAGAUAGAUUGUAUGGGAUGUUGAGACAAACAGAUUAUCUAAAGACACCAGUCAAAAUACAAGCUGUAGGGAAUGUGAAUGAAUAUUGUAAAUAUCAUCAACAGCUUGGGCAUGAUAUUGACUCGUGCGAGGAGUUUCAUUUGGAGGUAGAAAAUAUGAUGACGUUGGGAAUGUUAAGAUUGAUGAAACUCAAAGAAGAUGAGUUAGUAGGAACAAUGACUGGUUGUAACCAGAAAGUGGAAGUUUGUAGAUAUAUACCAACCGAAAAGGGUCCACCAAAAAUGAUCAUAGCCAAGCCUAUGAAUACUGUUAGCGGAAGCUAUAAUGCCCAACCCUAUAAUUAUGGUUAUUCCUUUCACAACACAAAUCCUGCCCCUGUUUUCCAUGCUGAAAUAGGAGGACUCACUCGGAGUGGGAGAUGUUUUACUCCUGAAGAGUUGGAAAACCAUAGAAAAGCCAAAGGAAAGGAUAUGGUGGAAUUGACAAAGACAGAUGAGGUUAACAAGCCAGUAAGUGAUGAAGAGGCUAAUGAAUUCCUGAAAUUGAUGAGGCAUAGCGAAUAUAGUGUGGUUGAUCAGCUAAAGAAAACACCCGCUAGGAUUUCUUUGUUGUCAUUAAUGUUGAGUUCAGAAUUGCAUAGGAACGCACUUCAGAAGGUUCUUAAUGAAGCAUAUGUUCCUCAGGAUAUCACACAAGACUCCAUAGAACAUUUGGUGGGUAGGAUUCAAGCCACCAACUACCUCUAUUUUACCGAUGAUGAGCUGGAUCAUGAAGGGACCGGUCAUAAUAAACCAUUGCAUAUCACGGUAAAAUGCAAGGAUUGUGUGAUUGCUAAGGUGCUUAUAGAUAAUGGUUCUGCUCUCAAUGUAUUGCCGAGACAUGUACUUGAUAAAAUGUCAGUUGAUGCCUCUCACAUGAAGCCAAGUACCAUGACUGCUAGGGCAUAUGAUGGGUCACCUAGACCAAUCAUUGGGAGUAUUGAUGUUGAACUAAUCAUUGGCCCACAACCAUUCCAAGUCAUAUUACAAGUAAUGGACAUUCAUCCAUCAUAUAGCAUUUUACUGGGGAGACCUUGGAUCCAUGCAGCCCGAGCUGUCGCAUCUUCUUUACAUCAACGGGUCAAGUUUAUCAUCAAUGGGAAUUUGGUGACUGUGAGAGCUGAGGAAACUUUGUCAAUGAUAAAAAAUGUGUCGAUCCCUUACAUAGAAACUGAAGAAAGUAAGGAUGGAAAUCUGCAUGCAUUCGAAGUUGUAAAUGCUGAAUGGGUACCAGAAAAUACGGUACGAAGAAAGCCAGAAAUUUCUGAAGCAGCAAAAAUGGCUGCUAAAUACUUCUUAAAGCAUGAACUGCCAUUUCAAUAUGACCACACUACCGGAAUGCCUGAGAGGGUUAAUGUGAUAAAAAUGAAGUGUGCGGAUCAAAGGUUUGGCUUAGGGUUUAAGCCUGGGAAAGCAGAUUUCAAAAGAGCAGCUGAAAUUAGAAGAAAAAAGAGAAUAGCCCGGAUUGAAAAGAGAGAACCAGAUGAAGAUCGAAUAGAGAUCCCACCAAUCCAUGUAACAUUUCCAAGAUCCGCAUAUGUGAUAAAAACUGAGGAUUAUGAGGGGGGACUAAGAAAAGAAUUCAAUAGUGUUACUAUUAAUUAUCUUGAAAAAGUCGGUGAACAAGAUUUAAAGGAAGAGGAUAGUACUCAUGAACAAUUGCCCCAGCUGACUAUUGGCGUUUUGGAAGAUGGCUCAUCAGAAUUCGUGAGGGAACUGGCCGAGGGAGAAGAUUUAGCAAAUUGGGAAAUUCAUGAAGUCCCAAUUGUUUUCAAAAAGAAAUCUGAAAGCGGAUUGUCGUAUACCUCACAAACUCAUUGCACUGUGGAUAAUUGGCUUAACUUUGAUGAAACUAUAAUUGCCAUGGAUGAAGAAGAGUUUGGUGAGGAAGAUAUCCAUGAGUUCACAAGGUUAGGGGAACAAUCUGAUCGCACAUGGAAGCCUGCAAAAGAAGAACUAGAACUGAUAGAUAUGGGCACCGAACAUAAUAAAAGAGAGUUGAAAAUAGGGAAGCUAAUCUCUGCUGGCGUAAGAAGUGAAUUGGUCGCUCUUUUACGAGAAUAUGUUGAUGUGUUUGCCUGGUCAUACGCUGAUAUGCCUGGUCUGGAUACUGAUAUUGUGGUACAUAAACUACCUUUGAUAGAAGGAUGUAAGCCGAUUAAGCAAAAGUUGAGGAGGACAAGGCCAGAUAUACUAAUCAAAGUGAAGGAGGAGAUAACAAAACAGUGGGAUGCUGGAUUCUUGGAAGUAGUCGAUUAUUCUCAAUGGGUGUCCAAUAUUGUAGUAGUACCCAAGAAAGACAACAAAAUCAGGGUAUGUGUGGAUUUUCGAGAUUUGAAUAGGGCAAGCCCGAAGGAUAAUUUUCCUUUACCCCACAUAGAUGUACUGGUGGAUAAUGCUGCUAAGAGUUCUACUUACUCUUUUAUGGAUGGUUUCUCUGGGUAUAAUCAGAUUAAAAUGGUCGAGCAAGACAAGAAGAAAACAACAUUUGUUACCCCGUGGGGAACGUAUUGCUAUAGAGUUAUGCCAUUCGGACUCAAAAAUGCUGGAGCAACUUAUCAAAGAGCAAUGGUGACAUUAUUUCAUGAUAUGAUGCAUAAAGAAAUUGAAGUCUAUGUGGAUGAUAUGAUCGCUAAGUCUAAAGAUGAGGAAAACCAUAUCCCAGCUCUAAAGAAAUUAUUUGAAAGGCUGAGAAAAUAUCAAUUAAAGUUGAACCCUGCAAAAUGCACAUUUGGAGUGAAGUCUGGGAAGUUAUUGGGAUUCGUGGUAAGCAAUAAUGGUAUAGAGGUAGACCCUGAUAAAGUGAAGGCCAUACAAGCUAUGUCAGCUCCUAAGACUGAGAAAGAAGUUCGAAGCUUUUUGGGGCGUUUAAAUUACAUUGCUCGAUUUAUUUCACAACUUACAGUCACUUGUGAACCAAUCUUUCGAUUACUUCGAAAGAAAAACCCUGGAGUAUGGGAUGAAGAUUGUCAAGAAGCCUUUGAUAAGAUCAAACAAUAUCUGCAGAACCCACCUCUAUUGGUGCCACCGGUGCAUGGGAAGCCUCUCAUUUUGUAUUUAACAGUGACUGAAUCAGCAAUGGGCUGUGUGCUUGGCCAACAUGAUGAGUCUGGGAGAAAGGAGCAAGCCAUCUACUACCUUAGUAAGAAAUUCACUGAGUGUGAAUCUCGUUACAGUAUGAUUGAGAAGCUGUGUUGUGGUUUGGUAUGGAGUGCGAAAAGGCUCCGACAGUAUAUGUUAUACUAUACCACUUGGUUAAUUUCAAAGAUAGAUCCUCUAAAAUAUAUUUUUGAAAAACCAUACAUGUCAAAUAGGCUGGCCAGAUGGCAAGUGUUGUUGGCUGAAUACGAUAUCAUCUACAAAACAAGAAAAUCUGUGAAAGGAAGUGCAAUCGCAGAUCAUUUAGCUGAUAACGCCAUUGAAGACUAUGAGCCGUUAAAUUUUGACUUCCCUGAUGAAGAUGUGCUGGUAAUAGAAAGUGAUUGGUGGACCAUGUACUUUGAUGGUGCGGUGAAUGUGUCUGGUAAUGGAGCUGGUGCUGUAAUAAUUUCUCCAGAAGGAAAACAAUAUCCCAUUUCCAUUAAGCUACAGUUUAGUUGCACAAACAACACAGCUGAAUAUGAGGCUUGCAUUCAUGGAUUGGAAGCUGCAUUGGAACUGAAGAUAAGGAAAUUAGGGGUAUAUGGAGACUCUAUGUUGAUAAUUUGCCAGACAAAGGGGGAAUGGCAGACGAAAGAUGAGAAAUUGAAACCAUAUCAAGAAUAUCUCUCCAAAUUGGCUGAAAACUUUGAAGAGAUAGAGUUCAAUCAUUUAGGAAGGGAUAAGAAUCAAUCAGAAGCCAAUAAAGCCUUGUGUGAAGUGCAUGGAGGAAUUUGCACCACCCAUGCAAAUGGGCAUAUGAUGGCAAGACAAAUACAAAGAGCUGGGUAUUUUUGGUUGACCAUGGAAAAGGAUUGUAUAGAAUUUGUCCGAAAAUGUCAUAAAUGUCAGGUGUAUAGUGACAAAAUCAAUGCACCCCCAGUGCCCUUAUUCAAUAUGGUGUCACCUUGGCCAUUCGCGAUGUGGGGAAUUGAUAGGCCUGCUCAUGUGACUCAGAAGGUGGUCAAGCGAUUCAUUGAGAGAGAUCUAAUUUGUAGGUAUGGUUUGCCAGAAAGGAUAGUAACCGAUAACGCCAAGAACUUCAAUGGGAAGAUGAUCGUGGAAUUAUGCACUAAAUGGAAAAUCAAGCAUUCAAAUUCAUCCCCUUACAGACCAAAAAUGAAUGGUGCUGUUGAAGCUGCUAACAAGAACAUAAAGAAGAUUGUCCAGAAAAUGGUGGUCACAUAUAAAGAUUGGCAGGAAUGGCUUCCUUAUGCUCUACAUGCCUAUCGAACAGCAAUAAGGACGUCAACGGGGGCUACACCUUAUUCAUUAGUUUACGGAAUGGAGGCAGUGAUGCCUUUGGAAGUAGAGAUUCCUUCUCUAAGGGUCCUCAUGGAAUCUGAGCUAGAAGAGGCUAAAUGGGCUGAGAUACGAUACGAACAGCUAAAUAUGAUCAGUGAGAAGAGAUUAGCUGCAAUUUGUCACCACCAACUGUAUCAAAACAGGAUAGCAAGAGCAUAUGACAGAAAAGUUCGACCAAGAGAGUUUAAAGAAGGAGAUCUUGUAUUGAGAAAAAUCCUAUUACUACCUAGUGAGAAUCAUAGCAAGUGGGCACCCAAUUAUGAAGGUCCCUAUGUAGUAAAGAAGGCAUUCUCUGGAGGAGCAUUGAUAUUGACAGGAAUGGAUGGAGAAGAUUUGAGUAGGCCAGUGAAUUCCGAUGCCGUGAAGAAAUAUUAUUCAUGA
Populus trichocarpa (black cottonwood) is the source of this 7758-nucleotide messenger RNA. RefSeq lists its product as uncharacterized. The record is from RefSeq and is a predicted model, not a curated record. Gene Ontology annotation, molecular function: nucleic acid binding; RNA-DNA hybrid ribonuclease activity. Bases 1 to 7758 code for a protein of 2585 amino acids. Lineage: Eukaryota; Viridiplantae; Streptophyta; Magnoliopsida; Malpighiales; Salicaceae. The transcript has 10 exons. Gene Ontology annotation, biological process: DNA integration.